UCACUGGGAGGUCCAGAUACUCCCAGAACAUUCUGGUACUGACUGCUGGACCCGGUGCUUCCAAACUGGGAGUCAGAACCAGGUUCAGACCCACUUUCUGCACCUGAUAAAAUUAUUGAACCUGUCAGAAAAAAAAUUUUUCUCAGUUGUAUUUCCAUUUUUAAUUCAUAAUUGUCACAAUUUAAUAAGAAAUUGUUGUUUGUUUGCUAAUAUUUAGCUUAGCUGAUAUGGCUAAUUUUAGCUAAAUAUUCAGCUAAGCCUGGCUGAUAACAGGAAGUGAAUUACCAAAAUAAAAGCUGGGUCUUCCAAAACUCUAUAUAAACUGCUUUUGAGUUGUUUCUUGUUACUUCUUUAUCAUUGUUUAUUUUCUUCUUUUCUUGUCCAAUAUUUCAGCUGAGCCAUUUAAAGGCAGGACAGAAGUUUACUAAUCGAUCAAUAGCAGGCGCGCUCCAGUCAGUCCACAGUCAGCACACCUGAAUCAGAGCUGAUCCCCAUCUAUUGGAGGACUGGACUUGAGCAGCUCUGACCUACAGCAACAAUGAUGCACCAGCAUGGAAAGAUUCAGCCUAAGACCCAGCUUUGAUUUUGAAAAUCUACUUCCACUUAUCAGGAAGUGAAUUUGCAUAUUAGCUAUUUAUUUAAUUUAAUUACUGAAAAUUUUACCUCCAUGUUUUUGGGGGGGAGGAGGGGUUAUAAUUUUUGACUAAUUUGUGAAGAGGCUGCCUGGUAACAAGAUGGCUGUUAGGAAACGGUGACAGGAAGCAGAAGAGGCCCUCCAGGCUUGUUUUGAAGCAACUGAUUGGAUCGUUCUCUGCCAGCCUCACGAAGAUGAGGCCAUGAUGGACAUGAAGCUCUGUGUGGACGGCAGCAGAGAGAAGCUUCCUGAACGACAAACCCUGGAUCAGCAGGGGCCUGAAGGAACCAAAGAGCCUUUAGGGAACGGGACGGGGAACGGAAGCAGCUCCAGUCCAGAUUAGAGACAGAAGAACCUGGAGGAUAAACUGCAGAGGAACCGAAUCAGAGAAUCAGGAAGGAGGAAGAUCUCAGGCUGCGAGCAAAAGGAGGAUCAGAUGGACGGAAGCCUGGAAGGAGCAAAAGAGCCGAAGACAUUCGGACAGGUUCAGGAUCAUCAUCAUCCCACCUUCCUCUGACCCUCAGCUUCCUGCCAAACCUUCGAUCUCCUAACUUCCUCCUCAGUCGUGGAUCUUCUGCUUCCACUAGUUUGACUCCGACCAGAUCAGGAGCUGCUGCUCCGUUUGCCUCCUGAUCUGGUUCUGGACCUGAAGAGGCAGCUGGAGAGACGGAACCAGAACCAGGUCCAGAUGGUGUUGGUCCUGAAGGCCUGAGGCUGCAGAGCGGUUCUGUGGGAUUCUGCAGCAUCUCUUCAACCUCAGCCCGACACAACAGAAGGUUCUGUUGCUGUGGACGACAUCCUGCCUGGUUCUGGUACCAGAGAAAACUCAUCAACGACUGUAGACCUGUUGCCAUGACAACCCACAUCAUGGAGGUCCUGGAGAGACUCCUGUUGGCCCACCUGAACAAGCUCAUAUCAGGACCCCCUGCAGUUUGCGUAUCGCCAUGGAGACGGAGACGCCAUCUUAACCUGCUUCAUGAACCCAUUUAAGAGGAUUCAGCCUGAUCUGCUCUGUGAGGAACUUCAGGAGACUCAGGUGGAGCCGGAACCUGAUGACCUGACAACCUGAUGACCUGACGACAGACUGCAGGUAGAGACCGGAGGACUGAUCAUCCAACCAGGUGGUCAGUAACACAGGAGCACCACAGGGCUCUGCUCCUUUUCUCUCUAUAUACUUCAGACGUUCAGCGCAAGACUGACAUCUGCCAUCUACAGAAAUACUCAGAUUACAGAAAUACUCAGAUUACAGAAAUACUCAGAUUACUCUGCAGUUGAUGGUUUAUCAGAGACGGACAAGAGGCCGAGUACAGAGAGCUGGUGGACCGCUUCGGGUCACGGAGGGAACAGUCAAAUCAUCUGAAAUGUGAACAAAACAAAGGAGAUGAUUGUUGGUUUCAGGAGGAACAGGGUCAAAGGUCAAACCCUGUUUCCAUCAUGGGUGAAGAAGUGGAGGAAGAUAAAAACCUGGAUGUUCAUCUGGACCACAGAGAUGGAGGAAGAGAAAAUCCUUCAGGGUUUGGACCUGCUGUCAGAACCACCGGAACCAUCAGAACCAUUAGAACCAUCAGAAUCAGAACCAGGAGCUAAGAGGCUCAACAGCCUGAAUAAGAAGUCUGGUUCUGUUCUGGUUCUGACUGUGGAUCCUCUGGUGAUGAUGAAGCAAAGAAGGAUUCUGUCCAACCCUCAGCGUCUUCAGUCAGAGUCUUCUUCAGAGUCGCUGUAACACAGACUGCUACAGGAGAUCCUUCCUGCCAUCUUCAACAACUGAAGAACGUAAAGAAAUGAUUUACAGCAACAUUUUAUUAAUAAAUUAAUUAAUAAAGAUUAAUAAAGUAAUCCUGAAUUUUACAAACGGCGCCAUGAAACCAGAGAAAGUCUCCAGAAGUUCGUUUCUCCUGAGGUUCUGUUUGGGUCAAGAUUAUUUUAUAGAUUAUUUAUGUUUCCAUCGGUUAUUUCUGUGUUUUUAUUUUCGUCGUUCCGGUCCGUCGGUUCCGAACCUCUGACCAGCCUCCGCUGGGAUGUUCUGGUCGGUGUUGGCGAGCAUAAACCCAAACACACGAAGAAGAAAGCAGAACCUACUGCUGGCGCACAUGUGCGCGCAUGGGCGAGGCGUGUGCGUGUCCGCGGCGGGAGCGCGCCUCGUGCUGCUGAUGCUGCGGAUGAUGAAGAGGAGGACGAUGAAGAGCGAUCAGAGCUUGGAUCCCAGCUGACCGAUCAGAACUCUCAGGUUCUCUGGACCGGUUCUGCUCUCCGGACCGGGUCGCGGACCACGUGACGCCGCCGCUGCAGGUGACCCAGGUAAGCUGGACCGGAACUCCCGCUAAAAGUCUGCGGGGUGAAGCGGCGCGGCGCGCGGGAGCCGAGCAGCGCGAGCCAGGGUGGUUGUUAUGGUGAUGUUCGGCUCAGAGUCCGAACCAAACCGAACCGAGCUGAGGGAAGGACCCGGGUCAAGCUACACGGGGGUGAGGGGAGUUGAGGUUCGGUUCUCUGAGUCCAACAGGAAGCAGGCAGCUUCCGGUUCGGCGGCUGAUCCAGAUCCAGCUGCGGGAACGGAACAGAACCGGCAGGUGAGCCUGGGAUUACUGCUCACUGAUUGGCUCUGCUGCUCAGAGAGGCAUGCGCGUGCGCGACUCACGUGACACCAACUUGUCUUUGUGUUGACAUGUGGAAUCAGCUGAGUGACGUAAAAACACACAAACUUUACCCAGAGCCAGCGAGAGCCAAUCAGAGAGCAGCCUGGGGUCACAUGGUCCAGGGCGUAGAACCGGGUUCUGGUCCCGGUGGGUCAGCCAUCAUGGACGGCCUAACAGGGUAACCCGCAGGUUAGAAGAUUAAUAUAAUUAUGGUCUUGUUGUUGUGUCUGACCGUCACCAUGACAACAAGAACCUGGCUUCACCUCUUUCCUUUCAUUAGCAGAAAAACUAGAAGAACGAAACCUCGUCUGUCCUCCAGAGUCCAGACCAGUUCGGAGAACAAGUUCUGGCAUUUCUGCUCUUUUCUUCUUCUCUGUUCUGUUUGCUGGGCUUUGCUGUACCAUUCUGCCCCCAGAGGUUACUGCUGGUACUGCUCCGUUUGGAUAGCCACAUCUUGCCGACGUUCCCACUGAGUGGUACGGUUCAGCGUUUUUAUGGUCCAGCGUAUUCAGGAGAACGUUUCCACCAUCAGGAGAACGUUUCCACCAUCAGGAGAACGUUUCCAACAUCAGGAGAACGUUUCCACCAUCUGGAGAACGUUUCCACCAUCAGGAGAACGUUUCCACCAUCGGGAGAACGUUUCCACCAUCGGGAGAACGUUUCCACCAUCGGGAGAACGUUUCCACCAUCGGGUGGAACUCUGACUGGGCACACAAACCCAAACAUGUAGGGUUGCAUCAUGCUAGCACCACGACAAACUUGACGCACUACCACGUCUGGUAAUGUUUCUCCAUCCUCAGCAGUCGGUGUUGUGUGACGCCAGUAGCUCCACCCUAACCGGACUGUACCUUCAGCUUUGGACCUACACUAACGGGGGACCAUGCAUGGUGAGGUACGGGUCGGUUGGGCAGGGAAACAGAACAGCGCUGUCCCAUCAGCAGAUUGGAAGAUAUUCAGGUGUUCAGGUUGUGUAAACCGUUGUGGUUGUGGUUGGGAUGGAGCAGAGUCCUGGCUUUACUUCCUCAUGGCUGUGGAGACCAGCAGCCUUUGGGUUGAGGUACCAGAACCAGUGAGUGGAUUGGUUCAUCCAAACUGGGUUUGAUGGUAGAGGAGGCUGCCUCAGGCUGCUGCCCUAUUGGCUGAUGGCAGCAUGAUGAAUCGGGACCCAGAGGUUCUGAGCCUGGCUCCACAGACAUCUUCUAUCUCCAGAGGCCAUUCGAGUUGGACCUCGAAGGUUCCAGAAAGUACCAGGACCGGCUGCCGCUCUCACGGUGGCAGUUUAUUGGCUGAUUCUGAUCUCUGUUUAGGAUGGAAGCUCCUCCCACGUUGCCUCUUCCAUCCGCCUGCUGAUGGUUAAGGAUCGCACCCAGUGAAGGAGUUCCAGGGUUCCGGGUCCAUCCUUUCCUCUAACAGAAACGGAACAAAGCCCAGUUGGUACCAGAGGUUGAGCACCCCCUGCAGGCCGCCAUGGGAGCUGCAGCUGCCUGAGCGUCUGGCCUGUUGGAUGGCUGCAGGUGAGAAACACUGGAGGGUCUAUGAAGUGGCUCAGCAGGUGAGGAACACCUGGUGGCGCUCCACAGGUGAGCCGGGCUCCGUGGACAGGACCGGAGUGACGAGGGGGCGGAGUCACAUGGGAAGUGCAUGCCAUGGAGGUCAAAGGUCAACUCAUUUUAGCACCUGAGCCCCUCACCUGUCCAAGCAGGAAGCAAAAAGAGCGAAUGGCGGAGCUGCAGGAGAGGAGGCGGAGCCUGCAGGUUCUACUGAGCGCACGAUUGGCCGAGCUGAGGCGGAUCUGCCUCCAGGAGGCGGAGCUGACAGGUGCAGUGCCCAGCGACUUCCCCCUGGAGGCGGGCGAGAAGCCGCCCUGCGUCCGCAGACGAGCGGCGCCGACCCGCCAGGGGAACAGGAAGUGUCGAGUGGAGCAGGAAGAAGACGGCCAGCGGCCCAAACCCAGAAAGACGCUGUUCAGCGCCGCGCUGAGGAAACACAGCGACUCUGAGAAUGGCACACACACUCACACACACACACACCACGGCAAGAGGACAGUGCACCGGGGUUGCCACACAGAUGAUACAGUGAGAUCAGAGAGCAGCUCCACGUCAGACUCAGCAGGAAACGACAACGACAACGGUGGGUCUCAGUGUCGCUCCCUGCUGGUUUCUGCUGGAUCUCCUGUGGAGGUUUUCAACCAGAACAAACCCAAGAAGUCGUCAGUGCUCAGCAGGACUGAACACCGUGAGAACACCAAGCCCCCUCCUCUGCCCCCCUCGCAGCCUCCCCCUCCUCCUCCUCGCUCCCAGGACUCCUCCUCCUCCUCCGACGCGGGGCGGGAGGCGGGCUGUCGGGCGUCGCGCCAGAGCAACGGCUCCGACAGCCUCCUGACCCACAGCACCCCCCCGGAGGACGAGGACGGGGCCCAGCAGGGGCCGCUGCGGCCCAACGGAGCCACCGUUUCCAGGGGAACGAACGCGGCCGGGUCAUUCUGGAGCUCUGAGUCGCUGACGGAGCGACGCGGCAGAAACCACCCCGCGGCCCCAGAGGGGGGGGUCCGCGUCCGAGGGGGGGGCUACAGCGAGGUUCUGCUGGACUACGUCUGGGAGAAGCAGCGGCAGCUGCAGCGCCAGCAGUCGCAGCCCAGCAGGCCGCUCCACAGCGCCGGCUCCGCCCAGCAGCCCACGGGAGCCCCGCCCGUCUACCGUGGUCACCACGGCGACCAGCGCAGAGUCACCGUCACCCGCACCAAGUCCUGCGGCCCGUUCCUGCCAGUGCAACAGAACCACGGUGACAUCACCAAACAGGUUCCGCCCGCCAUCCAACCAGACCCCCACCCCCACCUCCUGCCCCCCCGCCCGCCGCAGCUGCCCCCCCAGCAGGACUCGCAGCUGGAGGAGGCCACCCGAAGCCUCCACAAGGCCCUGGCCCUGGAGGGUCUGAGGGACUGGUACCUGAGGAACACCUUAGGAUCCACCCACCAGAACCAGGCCGGUGGAAAGGUCUCGUCAGCUGCCAACACUAAGCCGAGUGGUGGGGUCAAAGGUCAGACCGGAGGGGUUGGCGCCCUGCAGCAAAGACGCACGGCCCACGGAGUCCUCCAGCAGUCAACCUAUCAGAGUCAUCACUACGCCGCGCCGCAUCACAAGCAGACGCUGCCGCACUCCGCCACGUUCCACGGACAUCCGCUGCACGGGAGGUCUGUGGACGGCUCGCUCUACCAGGACUCCUGUCCGUCCCAGAAACAGGAAGUUCCCCUCAGAGACUUGGCGGUGGACCAGCCGUCUCCUGGGACUCUGGUCUGAUCACCAGCCAAUCAGAGGAACAGAC
Xiphophorus maculatus (southern platyfish) is the source of this 6588-nucleotide messenger RNA. RefSeq names its product coiled-coil domain-containing protein 120-like (gene ccdc120a). The transcript is spliced from 10 exons. The record is from RefSeq and is a predicted model, not a curated record. Lineage: Eukaryota; Metazoa; Chordata; Actinopteri; Cyprinodontiformes; Poeciliidae. The coding region runs from base 4914 to 6563 and encodes 549 amino acids.